UGGACGUGUCGGGACUCGGGCUCGGGGCGCUGAGUAAUGCUCGGCGCAGCGCGGUCCCGGGCAGAGCCGCCGCCGCCGCCGCUCCGCGCCCAGCGCUCCCGGGGCGCUCCGGCCGCGACGCUGUCCGCUCGCCCGGCGGCGCGGCCACACCGGGGGGCGGCGGGGGCUGCCCAUGUGCCUGCGGGCCCCGCGGGAGCCGCAGCGCCGCGAGCCCGGCCGGCCCUGCCCGCGGCCCCGGAGCCCCGGGGCGCCCUGGGGAGCGGCGGGCGAGAGCCCCUCCGGCCCCCCGGCGCGUCCCGGCAUGGGGGGCUGAGCCGGGGGGCGGCGGGCAGGGCGGGGGGCGCGCGGCCCUCGCCGGGCGUCGGGGCGGCGGGAGGCGGGGGGGGCAUCCCGGGAGGAUGGCAGAGCCGCCCCGGCGAGCCGAGCCCCGGCGCGCAGGGAGCCAGUGAGAGGGAGGAGAGGGGAAAACACAAACAAGCAAACAACCCACAACAAACAAAGCGGGCAGAGAGCAGCGCCGAGCCCCGCCGCCCCUGCCCCAAAGGCGCCCGCCCGCCCGCAGCCCGCACAGCCGCUGCCCCAGCGAAGAUGCGCCCGGCCCUGGCACACGGACUCUGCUCGCUGCUGCUCAGCCUCUGGGUACCCAGCUCAUGCUCCAAUGAGAUCCUGGGCCUGAAGCUACCAUCAGAGCCAGUGCUCAACGCCAACACGGUGUGCCUAACCCUGCCGGGGCUGACGCGACGGCAGCUGGAGGUCUGUGUGCGCCACCCUGAUGUCACCGCCUCAGCCAUCCAGGGCAUUCAGAUCGCCAUCCACGAGUGCCAGCACCAGUUCCGGGACCAACGCUGGAACUGCUCUAGCCUUGAGACCAAGAACAAGAUCCCCUACGAGAGCAUCAUCUUCAGCAGAGGCUUUCGGGAGAGCGCCUUCGCCUAUGCGAUCGCGGCUGCUGGUGUGGUGCACGCUGUCUCCAACGCCUGUGCCCUCGGCAAGCUGCAGGCCUGCGGCUGCGACCAGAAACGCCGGGGUGAUGAGGAAGCUUUUCGGCGCAAGCUGCAUCGUCUCCAGCUGGAGGCCAUGAACCGCGGCAAAGGCAUGGUGCACGGGGUGCACAUGGAGCACAUGCCAGCUGAGACCCCUGGCCUUCAGGACUCCUGGGAGUGGGGAGGAUGCAGCCCUGAUGUGGACUAUGGGGAGAAGUUUUCCAAGGAUUUCCUUGAUUCCCGGGAAACUUACAGGGAUAUUCACUCUCGCAUGAGACUGCACAACAACCGUGUGGGCCGACAGGUGGUGAUGGACAACAUGAGGAGGAAGUGCAAAUGCCAUGGCACUUCGGGGAGCUGCCAGCUGAAGACGUGCUGGCAGGUGACACCCGAGUUUCGCCUGGUGGGGUCCCUGCUCAAGGACCGCUUCUAUGGAGCCACCCUCAUCCGGCCCCACAACCGCAAUGCUGGGCAGCUGGAGCCAGGCCACGCUCGGCAUCGCCGCCGGGCCGGCAUCAGUGAGCUGGUUUACUUUGAGAAGUCACCUGACUUCUGUGAGCGGGAACCAGCUCUGGACUCCUUGGGCACCCAAGGGCGCCUGUGCAACAAGACCAGCCCGGGCAUGGACAACUGCGAGAGCCUGUGCUGCGGCCGUGGGCACAACAUCCUGCGGCAGACCCGCAGCGAGCGCUGCAACUGCAAGUUCCACUGGUGCUGCUUCGUGGCCUGUGAGGAGUGUCGCAUCACCGAGUGGGUCAGCGUCUGCAAGUAGCUGGGCAGGGAUGGGUGCCCACCCCAGAGUGCCAGGGACAAGCACGCCUGCCCGCGGGGAGGGGAGAGGGACAGGGAUCGGCGCUGGGGGGGUAGAUGGAGCCGCGGUACCCACUUCCCUUCACUCCUUGGGGAGGAGGAGAUGAGAUGCUCGGCACCUUCUGAAAUCAGCACUUUGUUAUCACCUGGGGGGGAGGCAGGGCUGCCCGCUGCCCGCUGCCCACCCCACAUGAGAGCACCAAGGCUCCCGGCCCCAGGGAGCACACGGCCAUACUGUACAGACCGCCGACACCGGCACUGCUUGGGGAGGCAGAGGGUGGGCACGGGGAUGGGGGAGAGC
Molecule: messenger RNA, 2094 nt
Organism: Cuculus canorus (common cuckoo)
Lineage: Eukaryota; Metazoa; Chordata; Aves; Cuculiformes; Cuculidae
Gene: WNT10A
Product: Wnt family member 10A
Biological process (GO): multicellular organism development; canonical Wnt signaling pathway; neuron differentiation
Cellular component (GO): extracellular region
Molecular function (GO): cytokine activity; frizzled binding
Source: RefSeq, a predicted model, not a curated record